AUCUGCGGCACUGAUCAGAAAUGUCAAGUCUUGGUCAGCGAGAUCGGUUUUGUUGCGGCCGUCAACUACAAGAAGGAUGAAUGAACAUGUCAGAGGAAGUGGUAGAUGCAGAUUGGUCGGCUCGAAGGGUGCCCUCGAGUUGUUGGGAUCUGCGGCACUGAUCAGAAAUGUCAAGUCUUGGUCAGCGAGAUCGGUUUUGUUGCGGCCGUCAACUACAAGAAGGAUAAUGUUGCAGAGAAGAUCCAGGAAUACUGUCCAGGUGGAGUGGACACCUACUUUGACAAUGUUGGAGGGGAUAUCAGCAACACCGUUAUAAGUCAGAUGAAGCCAAACAGCCACAUCAUCCUUUGUGGACAGAUCUCCCAGUACAAUAAAGACGUGCCCUAUCCCCCUCCGUUGCCCCCUCCCACAGAUGCUAUCCUGAAGGAGAAGAAUAUCACCAGAGAGAGAUUCCUGGUGCUGAAUUACACAGAAAAAUUUGAUGUGGGUAUGGUCCAGUUGAGCCAAUGGCUUAAGGAAGGAAAGCUGAAGGUUCGUGAGACAGUGGUGAAAGGACUGGAAAACAUUGGAGCUGCCUUUCAGUCCAUGAUGAAAGGAGGAAACAUUGGGAAACAGAUUGUCCUGGUCUCUGAUGGUAAUAAAAGUGCCCAGUCACCCUGA
Stegostoma tigrinum is the source of this 660-nucleotide messenger RNA. Its product is annotated as prostaglandin reductase 2-like. The record is from RefSeq and is a predicted model, not a curated record. Gene Ontology annotation, biological process: prostaglandin metabolic process. NCBI's taxonomy places the organism in Eukaryota, Metazoa, Chordata, Chondrichthyes, Orectolobiformes, Stegostomatidae. The coding region runs from base 106 to 660 and encodes 184 amino acids. Gene Ontology annotation, molecular function: 15-oxoprostaglandin 13-reductase [NAD(P)+] activity. The transcript has 6 exons.